Messenger RNA from Coffea eugenioides, 1653 nucleotides. Its product is annotated as UDP-glycosyltransferase 87A1. NCBI's taxonomy places the organism in Eukaryota, Viridiplantae, Streptophyta, Magnoliopsida, Gentianales, Rubiaceae. Gene Ontology annotation, molecular function: UDP-glycosyltransferase activity. The record is from RefSeq and is a predicted model, not a curated record.
AGCGGAUGCACUGCGCCGCUUCUUCCUUCACCUUGUAUCAUCCCCUCUAUUCGGAGACUUUGUAGCUCUAGCUACUUGUCUCGUCUCCUUGUAAGUUGUAAUCAAUCAUUCCUUCGACUGACUGCGGCGGUUUAUCGGUGCACUGCAAAUGGAGCCUUCGAGCUUGGAGCCAACCGUGACAUGCCACGUGGUGGCGAUGCCGUUUCCUGGGAGAGGCCACGUUAACCCGUUGAUGAACUUCUGCAAACUCAUAGCCGCGAGUCCACCGCGUAACACUAACACGCUCAUCACUUUCAUCGUUACUGAAGAGUGGUACGGCUUCCUCAGCUCCGAUCCCAGGCCGGCUAACAUCCGUUUAGUCACCGUCCCAAAUGUAAUACCUUCAGAAAUUGGCCGAGCCAAAGACUGGCCCGGUUGCAUUCGAGCAGCUUUGACCAAGCUACAAGCUCCGGUCGAGCAGCUCUUGGACCGGCUUGAGCAGCCCAAGCCUAACGUUAUCGUGCACGAUACCUACUUGAAGUGGAUGGUGGGUGUAGGGAAUCGGAGGAAUAUUCCGGUGGCUUCGUUUUGGACGCAGUCCGCCACCGUCUUCUCCAUUUUCCAUCACUUAGACCUCGUACUUCAAAAUGGCCAUUUUAGUUUCAAUUUGGCAGAGAAAGGAAAGGAGCAGGUUAAUUAUCCUGGGGUCCCUGAAAUGCGCACUUCUGAUCUUCCAACGCCAUUCUUCUCUGCUAGAGGCCAAGAAGUGUUGGACGAUUGCUUGGAGGGCGUAUCACUGGUUUCUAAAGCACAGUUCCUUUUAUUCACUUCCACCUAUGAGCUUGAAGCUUCAGUGAUUGAUGCACUAGGAAAAGAAUUUGCCUUCCCUAUCUGUUCCAUUGGUCCUGCAAUACCUUGCUUCAAUCUCAAUGGUAAUGCGGCCACAAAUGCUGGAGGCGGCGAUGAACCUGAGUAUGUUCAGUGGUUGGAUGCUCAACCGACAAAUUCUGUUCUUUACAUAUCACAAGGAAGCUUCCUUUCUGUCUCGAGUUCCCAAUUGGAUGAGAUUGUUGCAGGGGUGCAUGAUAGUGGCGUCCGGUUCUUUUGGGUGACACGAGAGGAUACGAGUCAUAAUCCAAAAAGAGGUGAUACCAAGGGUAUUAUAGUGCCUUGGUGUGACCAAUUGAGGGUGUUGUCACAUAAUUCUAUAGGCGGGUUUUGGUCUCAUUGUGGGUGGAAUUCCACUAAAGAAGGUAUUUUCUCAGGCCUUCCGAUGCUCGGCUUUCCUAUUUUCUGGGAUCAAACGACAAACGCUAAGCAAAUUGUGGAAGACUGGAAGAUUGGGUGGAGAGUGAAGAAAGAUGAUGAGAGUUUAAUAACAAGACAGGAAAUUGCGAGACUUCUGCAGAAGUUUAUGGACUUGGAAAGUGACGAAGGAAGAGAAAUGAGAAGAAGGGCAAAAGAAUUGCAGGUCAUUUGCCAGCAGGCAACAGAAAAAGGUGGAUCCUCCAAGAGUGCCAUUGAUGCUUUCAUGGAGGACAUUUCAUGCCACAUCCGUUGAAUUUAUUUCCUUCUUCAUAUAUUGUAUCGUUGACCUGAUAGCAAGCGAGCUUUGUUAGAACAAUAAUCUGAUGGCAUUAUUGAUAAGAACAAAUGUAUUGAUAAAACGGUCUA